Molecule: messenger RNA, 2336 nt
Organism: Vigna unguiculata (cowpea)
Lineage: Eukaryota; Viridiplantae; Streptophyta; Magnoliopsida; Fabales; Fabaceae
Product: putative inactive receptor kinase At4g23740
Biological process (GO): protein phosphorylation
Molecular function (GO): ATP binding; protein kinase activity; protein binding
Source: RefSeq, a predicted model, not a curated record
CAAAGUAGGUGAACAGAAGAAAGAUAAUGAGGCCGAUUUUCUGUCAAACAGGAGCUGCUUAUUUUGACGUAAAAAGACACUUUAAAAGUGUCGUUUAGUCUUUUAGAUCAAAAUCAAAGAAAAUAACUCCAACGUCUUAUGUCUUAUAGAAUACAAACCGUACACCCUAACACUUAACAUGUCUAAAACAUAACCCCAAAUUCUCUUUGUUGUUUUAGCUUUGCAAAGACAUCACACACGCUAGCGCUCCAUCAUCAAAUCAUUUGCUUGUUCUCCAGUUUGUUGUGCAGGGGAAGUCCUUGUUUUGCAUCCAUUGGCGGUAGAAAAUGGCAAAGAUGAUGGGUCUCUUGCUCAUGAUUGGAGCGAUGAUGUUCGGAGUAAGAGGUGAGCCAACGGAAGAUAAACAAGCAUUGCUUGAUUUCCUUCACAACAUUAGCCACUCUCAUCAUCUGAUCAACUGGGACAAGAGCUCUUCUGUGUGCAAAAGUUGGAUAGGAGUGACCUGCAACUCUGAGCAAUCACAUGUUAUUGCCAUCCAACUCACCAGAACUGGAUUGAGGGGUCGAAUCCCACCCAACACUCUUAGUCGUCUCUCAGCGCUCCAAACUCUGAGUCUUGCCUCAAAUAGCUUAACUGGUUCUUUCCCUUCUGAUUUCUCUCAGCUAAAUAAUUUGAUCUAUCUGUAUCUCCAAUUCAACAGAUUUUCUGGUCCAUUGCCAUCAGACUUUUCAGUGUGGAAGAAUCUUAGUAUUGUCAAUUUAUCCAACAAUUCUUUUAAUGGGAGCAUCCCAUUUUCACUUUCAAAUUUGACUCAUCUCUCUUCUUUAGUUCUAGCCAACAACACCCUUUCGGGUGACAUUCCUGAUCUCAAUAAUUUUGCCAACAAUAACCUUAGUGGGAUUGUGCCUGAAUCCUUGGAGAGAUUUCCAAGAGUAGCGUUUUCUGGUAACAAUCUUGCUUCUUCACAUGCUCUUUCCCCUUCUUUUCUUAUUCAACCCCCAAAUUCUAAUCCAACAAGGAAAAAAUCCAAAGGACUUAGGGAACCAGCCUUGUUGGGUGUCAUUAUUGGUGCUUGUGUCCUGGGAAUUGCAGUGAUAACAGCUUUUGUGAUCGUGUGUUGCUAUGAGAAAGGUGGUACAAGUGGACAACAAGUGAUGUGUCAGAAAGGAGAAACAUCCAGGAAAAAGGAAGGUUCUGAAAGUCGAGACAAGAACAGAAUUGUUUUCUUUGAGGGUUGCGCUCUUGCAUUUGACUUGGAGGACUUGUUGAGAGCAUCUGCUGAAGUGCUUGGAAAGGGCACGUUUGGGACGGUGUACAAGGCUGCUCUAGAAGACACAACAACCGUGGCAGUGAAAAGGUUGAAGGAUGUCAUUGUCGGAAAACGCGAGUUUGAACAACAGAUGGAGAUGGUCGGAAGGAUUAGGCACGAUAAUGUGGCUGCUUUAAGGGCAUAUUACUAUUCAAAGGAGGAGAAACUUAUGGUAUAUGAUUACUACGAACAGGGUAAUGUGUCUUCAAUGUUGCAUGGCAAAAGAGAAGGAAGUAGAAUUUCUUUAAACUGGGAUAGCCGUUUGAAAAUAGCAAUUGGUGUAGCAAGAGGCAUUGCUCACAUCCAUGCUCAAGAAGGAGGAAAACUCCUCCAUGGAAACAUAAAGUCCUCUAACAUCUUCCUCAACCCACGAGGAUAUGGUUGUGUAUCUGACAUUGGUCUUGCAACACUGAUAAAUCCAGCAACGAGAACAACAGGAUACCGUGCCCCAGAAGCCACGGACACCCGAAAAUCGGUACCCGCAUCUGAUGUGUAUAGUUUUGGUGUGCUGCUACUUGAGCUUCUAACUGGGAGGUUUCCCUUACAUGCCAAAGGAGGUGAGGAAGUUGUCCACUUGGUUAGAUGGGUGAAUUCUGUGGUUAGAGAAGAGUGGACUGCAGAAGUGUUUGAUGUGGAGUUGCUGAGGUAUCCAAAUAUUGAGGAGGAAAUGGUUGAGAUGCUGCAAAUAGGGAUGGCAUGUGUUGUGAGAACACCAGAUCAGAGGCCAAAGAUCGGGGAUGUGGUGAGAAUGGUGGAGGAAAUUCGUAGGGUAAAUGCCGAAAAUAGAUCAUCCACUGAAUCAAGGUCAGAAGGUUCCACUCCAACCCCUCAUUCCAUUGAGAUACCUUCAACCUCUUUUGCAUAAUGAGAUUCCUUUGGUUUAUCGAAACCUUGUUAGAGAUGUAAUUUGGUCACUCUCAAUUUCAAUUUUGACCAUUACAGGAACAGUGAAGUUGGUAACAGAAUUGAUGCGAAGUAGUUAACCUACUAGACCAAAGUUAUAACAAAAUAAAGAUGGGUCCCUAGA